AUUUCAAAGCCCGGGGUCAGCAGUCAGGCAGGAGCAGCCCCACAGCAGCCCAUGCAAUGGGCACCCUUAUGUACAAAAAGAGGUACAAGAGCUGCACAAGAGCACUGGGGUGAAAGAAAUACACAAAACCACUGAGCCUUUGGCAUUCUAUAGGGAAGUAGCUGCUCACAAUUUGCAGACAACCAGCCCACAUCCCAUGGGGCACUCUCUGGUCCGGGCACUCCCUGCUCUGCUCUCCCAUUUCCCACACAACAGACCCCUCAUCCCAUGCACAAGGAUUUUGCUCCACGAUACAAAGGUCAGAUGGGAGCGAAGGUCAGCUCCAUCCCGAGAAAUCCACAGAGCAAACAGUGAGGGCCCAUUUAUCACUGGAACAACAAAAAACACGAACAAUCUGCCCGCUGGGAGAUGCUGGCGGAGCAGGGAGGGCUCACUGCAGCCCUGGGGGUUAAGGUCAGGCUGGAUGACCACGGUCUGGCUGGUGCAGGGCACGUGCAGCAGUCAGGUGAUGGGCAUUCACGUCAUCCCCCAGGCACGCUGCUGAACCUCCACGUUGUAUUUACAUGGAGUGAGGUCCAAAAAGCCUUCCCCUGUGGAUGCGCUUAUCUCAGAGCUCUUCUGCCGCCCGCAGAUGGGUUAUAUAAAGUGAGCCCGUGCCUGGCUGCAGCAAGAGGUGAGAGCAGCCAGGUGCAGGGCAGAGGUGCAGCCUCGCUGUGCUCCCUGUGCUGGGGACACUUUGGCCUCUGGCAGAACGUGUCUGACCUUGCUGGGCAGCCCCACUCAGGAGCAGUACUACUCCAGACCCCAGAAGCGAGAGUUGCAGCUCGCUGGCCCAGCAGAUCAUGUCGUUGAAGGCUGCACUUCUGCUCACCCUCCUGGCCACCCUGCCAGUGUCACCAGCCGAGCUGGCACGGAGUGGCUUCUGGGAGUACCUCAGCCAGCUGACAAGUGACAAGGACAGCCUAGAGCAGGCACAGGGCAGCAAGCUGGGCAGGGAGUUCACAAACCUGAAGGAAAGCCUCCAGGACAGGGGCAGCAACGUGGGGAACUUCCUUGAGAAGUUGGCACCUCUCAACAGAGGCAUCCAGCCCCGGCUGUACCACGACUCCGACAGCCUGAGGAAGCUCAUCAGGAAAGAGCUGGACAGCCUGAGAGUGAAACUGUCCCCUUACGUGGACGACGUGCACCACAGAGUGGGCAAACACCUGGAAGACCUGCGCUAUCAGCUGCAGCCCUUCACCGAGGAGCUGCUGGACCAGGUGUCCCUCCGUGCACGGGAGCUGCAGCGACACCUGACGCCCAGCCGAGACGUGGCAGCUCAACUGCUGGACGGCGUGGACGAAGUGCAGCGUUUCAUGGCUCAUUACGCCGAUAAAAUCGCCUUCCACACGGACCAGGUGAAGGACAUCUUCCAACCUUACGCUGACAGGUUACUGAGCGAGAUCCAGCGCUCAGUGGAGGAGCUCCACAGGAACGUGGUCCCGCACAGCCCCGCCAGCCCCGAGCAGCUCAACCAACACAUCGGUGAGUUAUCAGCCAAACUAACCCAGAACGCCCGGGAUCUGCACCGCAACAUCCAGCGCAACCUGGAGCAGCUGAAAGCCAAACUCAGCCUACACCCGGGGGAGCACCAUGAGGAGAUGGCCAGCGAGGUGCAGCAACGCAUCGAGGAGUUCCGAAGGGAAACGUAUCGACAGAUCCAGGACUUCACUCGUGCCGUGCACCAGGAGACGGAGGACAUGAGGCUCAAGCUGUCGGCUCGGCCUCAAUAUCUAGAGGAGGCUGCGGGCAGCCCGGCCCCGCUGGAGGAUCUAAGGGCCAGUCUGGACGCGCUGUGGCGAGAUCUGGCGUAUAGUCUGAGCGAGCGUGGAGGAGAAGCGGCGUGAUGGCUGGGUACGGGGAGCGGACACAAUAAAGCCAGCAGGCCUCGCCUCUCCGCCGCCA
This is a messenger RNA of Coturnix japonica (Japanese quail), 1944 nucleotides long. It is a transcript of the gene APOA5, whose product is annotated as apolipoprotein A5. Gene Ontology annotation, cellular component: very-low-density lipoprotein particle; extracellular region; extracellular vesicle. NCBI's taxonomy places the organism in Eukaryota, Metazoa, Chordata, Aves, Galliformes, Phasianidae. Gene Ontology annotation, biological process: lipoprotein metabolic process; cholesterol metabolic process; cholesterol efflux. The record is from RefSeq and is a predicted model, not a curated record. Gene Ontology annotation, molecular function: phosphatidylcholine-sterol O-acyltransferase activator activity; cholesterol transfer activity; phospholipid binding.